Messenger RNA from Prunus armeniaca (apricot), 2832 nucleotides. Lineage: Eukaryota; Viridiplantae; Streptophyta; Magnoliopsida; Rosales; Rosaceae. The record is from the annotation of a GenBank genome assembly.
AUGGAGGACGAAUACGAAGUUCUCUCAGACUCCGACAUCUCAGAUGCCUCCAAUUCCAGCGAUGAAUACACGGCCGACCAAGAAGAGCUAGAGCUAGAGCGAGAAGAAAGCGACGACGUCUUGGGGAACAAUCGAAAAUCCAUAGACCCUCCUCGGCCCUCCGGCGAGGAUCAGAAAUCGAAGAAUGUCGACGCUCUCGUCAGAGGUAACCUUGUCGUGAAAAGACAGUCACUGCUUCCACGAGUUCUCUCAGUGACAGAAGGAGCAACAGUUUGUAGGAAACCCUUUAAACCACCAUGCUCUAAUGGCUAUGAUGAUGGAAAUGACCAGCUUGCUCGUCGUCUCUAUGCACGUAAACGAUUUGUUCCCUGGGGCUCAUCAAGUACAGCAUUCGUUCCAAACAUUGAUAGGCUUUUGAGUAUACCAAACGAGGCUGAGAAAGAUAUAAUGGAAGAGAGUGUGACUCUGCCACCCGGAAUUGAUCCUUUGGUCUUGUGGCAACCUGAAGAAUUUGAGGAUGGGGCUGCUAAUAUGAUGCAGAUAGUAGUGGACCCAGUGCUUGUUCGUUUCCUUCGACCACAUCAAAGAGAAGGCGUUCAGUUUAUGUUUGAAUGUGUUUCAGGGUUAAAUAGUGCUGCAAACAUAUAUGGAUGCAUUCUGGCAGACGAUAUGGGUUUGGGAAAGACAUUGCAGUCAAUCACAUUACUAUAUACUCUUCUUUGUCAAGGGUUUGAUGGGAAACCAAUGGUUAAAAAAGCAAUUAUAGUCACCCCUACCAGUCUUGUGAGCAAUUGGGAGGCUGAAAUAAAGAAGUGGGUUGGAGAAAGAGUUCAUCUCAUUGCUCUCUGUGAAAGUACCCGAGAUGAUGUUGUUUCUGGAAUUGAUCGGUUCACUGGUCCUCGCAGCCCUAUACAGGUACUAAUUAUUUCAUACGAGACAUUCCGGAUGCAUUCAACAAAGUUUAGCCAAAGUGAAUCCUGUGACCUUCUCAUAUGUGACGAGGCUCACAGGCUGAAGAAUGACCAGACAAUGACGAAUCAGGCGUUGGCUGCUCUUUCAUGCAAGAGGCGCGUUUUGUUGUCAGGAACUCCAAUGCAGAAUGACCUAGAAGAGUUCUUUGCCAUGGUCAACUUUACUAAUCCCGGCAUCUUAGGGGAUGCUGCACAUUUUCGUCGCUACUAUGAGGCACCUAUUAUUUGUGGAAGAGAACCUAAUGCCUCUGAAGAAGAGAAGAAGCUUGGUGGUGAGCGCUCUGCUGAACUAAGUGGAAAAGUUAAUCAGUUUAUAUUGCGGAGGACUAAUGCACUAUUAUCAAAUCAUCUGCCACCAAAGAUAAUUGAAGUUGUUUGUUGCAAGUUGACUCCUCUCCAAUUAGACCUAUAUAACCAUUUUAUACAUUCCAAAAAUGUUAAAAGAGCAAUCUCUGAAGAGACGAAGAAAUCAAAGAUUUUGGCUUAUAUAACAGCUCUUAAGAAGCUAUGCAAUCAUCCAAAGCUCAUCUAUGAUACCAUAAAAAGUGGAAGUCCAGGAACUUCAGGUUUUGAGGACUGUAUUCGCUUUUUCCCACCAGAGAUGUUCUCUGGAAGAUCUGGAUCUUGGACUGGCGGGGAUGGGGCUUGGGUUGAACUAUCUGGAAAAAUGCACGUUUUAGCUCGAUUACUGGCCCAUCUACGUAAGAGGACUGAUGACCGUAUUGUCCUUGUCUCAAACUAUACGCAGACGCUGGACCUUUUUGCGCAACUGUGUCGAGAAAGACGAUACCCAUAUUUAAGGCUUGAUGGAACCACGUCUAUCAGUAAAAGACAGAAAUUAGUGAACCAGUUCAAUGACCCAUCAAAGGAUGAAUUUGUAUUUCUCUUAAGCAGCAAGGCUGGUGGUUGCGGUCUCAAUUUGAUAGGUGGAAAUCGACUAGUCCUGUUUGAUCCUGAUUGGAAUCCUGCCAAUGAUAAACAAGCUGCUGCAAGAGUUUGGAGGGAUGGGCAAAAGAAGAGAGUAUACAUUUACAGAUUUUUAAGUACCGGAACAAUUGAAGAAAAGGUUUACCAGCGUCAAAUGUCAAAGGAAGGGCUUCAAAAAGUUAUUCAGCAGGAACAAACAGAUAGCUCAAUGGCACAGGGAAACCUUCUUUCAACGGAAGACCUACGCGAUCUUUUCACAUUUCAUGAGAAUGUGAGGUCUGAAGUGCAUGAGAAGAUGAACUGCAUUCGUUGCCAAAAUAGCAAUGAUACACAUCGAAGCAUAACAGAGGGAGAUGCAAACCAACCAACUAACGAAAGUGGUCAGUCUGGCCACGAAAUCUCUGACAUAGGUGGAUUUGCAGAAAUGGCUGGAUGCUUACAUGAGUUAAAGAGCUCGGAGAAGCAGGUAGGGACACCUCUAGAAGAGGAUUUAAGUAAUUGGGGGCAUCAUUUCUUCCCAAAUUCAGUACCUGAUGCUAUUCUCCAAGCUUCAGCUGGAGAAGAGGUCACAUUUGUUUUUACAAACCAAGUUGAUGGGAAGCUUGUACCUGUUGAAUCAAAGGUAAACCCAAAGAUGCAGGGAGAAGAAGGAAAAGAGAAUCAUCCCAAAUUAAGACAAGACCUGAAUCAGAAACCCUUGCUAUUGUCUUGGCAAAGAAAACCACUAGAAUCUGUUUCUUCGAGUGAAAAUUCUACCAGAAGCACAAUGUCUGCCCCUUUCAAGCCCUCAGAAAAGACCACUGUGGAAUCAGUGAAAACUUCUUUAAAGGGCUCAGUGCAUGUAGCAUUAAAGCCUAAGCUCUCUCUUAAAAUUCGAUUGCCCCUGAAAAGAUCGUCUCCUGAUACCGUCAAUCACGAUGAUGAUUUUGUGUAA